Molecule: messenger RNA, 2150 nt
Organism: Priapulus caudatus
Lineage: Eukaryota; Metazoa; Priapulida; Priapulimorpha; Priapulimorphida; Priapulidae
Product: migration and invasion enhancer 1-like
Exons: 4
Coding region: 1-264 (87 amino acids)
Source: RefSeq, a predicted model, not a curated record
AUGACAAGUCGCAGAAGGUACGCUCCACGGUUCCACGAGCUUCGGAUGGCCCUUGAAGAUGGGGUUCCAGGAGCUAUUGUCAGUGGCACCGUAGGACGUCAAUCAUCCUUUGAAGUACGGGUGAACAAUAAAGUGAUGUUCUCCAAAUUGAAUACCUAUGGCUUCCCUUAUGAACAGGAGAUUGUUGAUGCAGUACUUAAAAUCCGGGAGGGAGAAGAUGUGGAACAACUAACCAACUCCUCCUCACCAUGUGUCCUCUUGUAGAAAUAGGAUUGGAGAGAAUGCUUCUGACAUUUUAGCCAAUUAUAUGUAAUUAGACGGCAUUUUCUAUUAAAGUAUUGGCUGCUUCUUUAUCAUUUUUAAUGACGAAUUGCAACUAAAACUGUUCGAAACGUUGUUACUCCGAUGACCAGAAUGUCCAGCACAGCCUAUUACUAGUGUGGAAAAUGUCAUUCAAAUUUACAAAUGCAUUGUAAAUUUGUAAGAAAAUGAAGAUUACUACUUUCAUCAAUGGAAAAUUUUAAUUCAGUCAUCCUAUAUGCAAUCGUAAUUAUGGGAUUUAAACAGCACAAUAACCUAGAACUAUAUAUUGAAGAUGAGUAUUUUCAAAACUUCAUCCUCAGUAUAUAGAUAGACAAAACGUGAAAUGAUUAAAAUUUCAAUAAAAAUUCUCCCGAAUUUUAAAUUGAUUAAUAUUUCAAUAAUAUUAAAGUUUAUUUCAUCAUAAAACCUACUUAAUUAACAUUAGUCUCGGAUGUGUGUGGGAUUUUGUGAAAGCAGCAAUAUUUAUAUAUUUAUAUGUAUAUACAUAUCUAUUUAUAUAUUUGCAGCAUGUCCUGCUGCUGCUAUCACUUGGUCAUGAUUGGUUGAGACUGGUGCAUACGCCGUAACUCCGUACGCCCGCGUACACAUAUGGCUUACAAAAACAAAUAAAUCCAGUCCUACGCACUGCGCCACGCUUGAAUUCUUGAAUAUUGUUGAUGCAAUUGUUGUGCAUCUUUUAAGAAAAUAUGCUUGUUUUUGUGGUACUUUUAUUAACAAAGCUGAAUUUUGAUGCAUUUCCAUCGAUCUUACCGCAAAGCGCUCGGUUCUAAUUUUCUUACUAUUGAUACAGAGGUAAGAGAGAUAUGCAAAAAAUAUGAACACAAAUACAGCCAAAUUGGCACAUUUUGUGCAGUUUUCAUGGUUUCAAAGUGCCCCUGUCUCGGCUCUCACAUGGGGCAUUUUCUCACCAGAUGUGCGUGGCGUCUCACCUCGCUGCCUAGGCGCAAAGCGGCGAGGCAGCUCGUAUAUAUAUAUUAUAUAUAUAUAUAUAAGAGUUAAAAUGCAUUUCUACCUCAUAGACUCGCUUACAACAGUACAAUAGCUGUCUAAACAUUUUGUUGUUAUUCAGAGAUUACGUAAGUUUGACAGUUGUAAAUGCAAUUAGACAUGCAUGCAGUUCUUGUUAUCUAAAAUUAUUUUAGGAGUCAUUUGAACUCUGCAAUAGACCAUAAUUAUCUCUAACGUGUUAUUGCACUGAGAUCAUAUGGAUAUAUUAUAUGCAAGUAGCAUAUUUUUUAAUAACAAGACUUGUAUAUAAAGGAUUUAGCUGCAAUGCCCCUUUAAUGUGCAGGUUUCCUUAUUAUUUUGUGAUGAAAUGUACUCACAUGCUAGUGACUUAUAACUACGCAUUAGGAUGGGAAUGUGAUUAUUUGCGUGCGCACAAUCGGCCCUCGGUCCUGCUACCAAAUUCGUUUUUUGGACAAAUUUAUUGAUACUGACGAUUUAAACGUCCAAUGAUCACAUUUUCUUAUAUAUAUGGCAGGUAGUAUACUCUUUCCUAUUUCAUAAUUUGGUGGAAAGAGAUAUAUUAUAUAGUUAUAUAUAAACAUGCAUGUCACUUAUUUACAUACGUGGUUGAUUAAUAAACGUAUUACAUACACUAGGCUGGCUCUAUCUUUGUUUAUAAGAUCCGAUCAUCACUCUAAUAUCGCUGGAGGAAAACUACCCUAUCACUGCCGGACAGCGCUUCUAUUGGUGUGGACAUAUGCAAACACGUGUUUUUAUGUAUCUGUGGUGUUGCAUAUGCGAUUCAUUCAUGAACGUUAUAAACAAUAAACAUUGUAUCAAGAGCUAAUAAUACAUUGCAUUAUGCUUUAAUACAUGUA